CUGUCAUUAGAGUUCUAACCCAACUUUCGAGCCAGUGUUUUCUCGCAAUUUUCUCCACCUCCCCAACCCCUCGGGAGAUUAAUGGCAAAGCCCCAGCAAAGCAAGCAAAAUUGACCGCGCCCCAAUCAAUUCCAUAAAUUUUCCCACCUGCCGUUGCUGUAUGCGGACACUAUCGCAUACGUCACCGUAACGUUCCCAUCAAAACCCUCUCAUUUUCGCUAAUCAAAAAACGCAUUUUCCCCGCUCAGCCUUUCGACCUACAGGCCCAUAAAUUCGCAGUUCAAGUCCCGCACUUACCAUCGAGUGAAGUGAGUUCGGCGCCCAGAAUCCGCAGUGCUUGUGGUGGAAAAUGCUUGACUAAUAUAAUUGCGCAUCAAGCAUGAAAUAACAUGGAUCUGGUCUGUGUAGCUGUGCAGCAGAAGCUUUUGCCCGUUUCCCUGCGAUUGUUGAGCAGCAGGCGACACUAUGCCAGGCUAGCCGAAGUGGGGCGACUAGAAACCCCCAAAGCGGAAGGGAAAUACGACACUGGACAACUGAUUCUUCACAGAGUGUUUGGCUAUAGGGGGGUGGUUCUAUUCCCCUGGCUGGCCAGAGUCUAUGACAGGGAUUUGCCCCAACACAGGGAAGGGGAUGAGGAAACGAACGCAGGAGUCGGCAAAGAAGUCCGAGGACGAACACACACGUUCUACCAAGUCCUCAUUGACCAAAGGGACUGCCCGUACAUUAGGGCGCAAACGGAAGCAGUAACAUUCCUGGGCAACCAGGACUCGUCCCGAAGCCUGUACGCUAUUCCCGGCCUGGACUACGUGGCCCACGAGGACAUAUUUCCCUAUGUGAGCGCCGAAAAGGCGCCCCUUCACCAUGAAUUGUUCGACAAAUUCCUGGGACCCAACCCCAACAGAGGUGCCCUACCCUUAAUCCCCGUAAAUAAACCUGAUUCGCGUUUAUUAGUGGUCGAUUUUUUAGAUCCACCAUUCGUAGCCCAGGACACAUUGAAAGCGUGGCAGAACAAAAACCAUCCCUGGUUGGAACUAUCCGACGUUCACAAAGAAACCACGGAAAACAUCCGAGUAACAGUCAUCCCAUUUUACAUGGGUUGCAAAGAGAGUCACGCUAGUUCAGUUUAUUGGUGGCGUUACUGCAUCCGAUUGGAGAACCUGGGGAGCCUCAGCGUUCAGCUUCGGGAAAGGCACUGGAGGAUCUUUUCAUUAUCAGGAACGUUGGAAACGGUCAGAGGCAGAGGCGUGGUUGGCCAGGAACCAGCCCUAACUAAAACCCUGCCGGCCUUCCAGUACAGCAGCCACGUAAGCCUGCAGGCCCCUAGUGGCCACAUGUGGGGCACGUUUCGAAUGGAGCGCGAAGACGGCUACACGUUUGAUUGCCGAAUACCGCCCUUUUCCCUGGAAAGUAAAGCGGAAGGCGGACCGGCUACCCCGCCCGAAACAGCCUAAAAUAGCGACGCAGGGUGUAAAAAAGCCAUACCAAAAUUCAACUGAGUGUAUAUAUUACACGUAAUGCAACAACGCCCCAAACUGUCUAGCAUCGCAACAUUUCCCCAAAAAUCCCCAUUGACUGGUAGAAAAUAAUAUACAGAAAAAAGCUGAAAUGGAAAUCGUCCGCCCCUCCUAGGCUCAACAAACUUAACAGUAACUCUCACUUUAUUAUUACUAUGCUAUUAGUAUAGUCGCCUAAACCUAGCUCAUUGGUGCUGAUCGAAGAGCUGAGUAAAUGCCAUACAGUAGAACAUAAAUACAUAAAAAGAA
Dendroctonus ponderosae (mountain pine beetle) is the source of this 1763-nucleotide messenger RNA. RefSeq names its product polymerase delta-interacting protein 2 (gene POLDIP2). The transcript is spliced from 7 exons. Bases 390 to 1451 code for a protein of 353 amino acids. Gene Ontology annotation, biological process: error-free translesion synthesis. The record is from RefSeq and is a predicted model, not a curated record. NCBI's taxonomy places the organism in Eukaryota, Metazoa, Arthropoda, Insecta, Coleoptera, Curculionidae. Gene Ontology annotation, molecular function: DNA binding. Gene Ontology annotation, cellular component: nucleus; mitochondrial nucleoid.